AUGUAUUAUGACAAUCAAGAGAAAGCAAAUGGUGGACCGAUUAGGCGAGGUUUGAUUGACUGCAUUGGAAGGUUAGUUGCUGAUCCACAUACUCAAGACAUAGUCAGCAGCCAGCUGGAUUUAUAUCAAGAGGCAAUAGGUGUUUUUGGCAAUCCAAUGGCUAUACGUCAAAGAAAGACGAGAUCACCAGCGGAUUGGUGGGCUAAUUAUGGAUGUGAUACCCCGGAGUUGCAAAAGUUUGCCAUUCGGAUUCUUAGUCUCACAUGUAGUGCCACGGGGUGUGAGAGAAAUUGGAGUGUCUUCCAACAACUUCAUACUAAAAGAAGAAACCGAUUGGCACAAAAACGAUUAAAUGACUUGGUGUAUGUAAAGUUUAAUUGUGGAUUGAAACAACGAUAUGAAAGAAGGAACACCACCAACCCUAUACUUUUACAAGAAAUUGAUGAUAGUAACGAGUGGGUCAUGGGUGUUAUGGAUGAUAAGAAUGAGGAGACUUCGGAGGUUGUGUUUGAUGAUGAUAGUGGUUUGACAUGGCGUGUUUUUGAGAAGGCUUCGGGGGCAUCUGAACCGAGAUAUGUAACAAGAUCAAGUACACAACAACAAUCCAAAGAAAAGGAUCCUCCUUCCUCCACCCCUACUCCUAGUGUACCACCACCUAAGAAAGCAUCAUCUAAAAGACUACAUGUAUUGAUUGAUAAAGGUAUUCAAGAUGAUGAAGAAAUCGAAGAACUUGGCUUGAGUGAAGAUGAUGGCGAAGAUGUGGUACUUGGAGUUGACGAUGAUGAUGGAGAUAGUGACGAGGACUAG
Molecule: messenger RNA, 807 nt
Organism: Helianthus annuus (common sunflower)
Lineage: Eukaryota; Viridiplantae; Streptophyta; Magnoliopsida; Asterales; Asteraceae
Exons: 3
Coding region: 1-807 (268 amino acids)
Molecular function (GO): protein dimerization activity
Source: RefSeq, a predicted model, not a curated record